Messenger RNA from Lethenteron reissneri (Far Eastern brook lamprey), 2328 nucleotides. Its product is annotated as cytochrome P450 4V2. Gene Ontology annotation, molecular function: iron ion binding; oxidoreductase activity, acting on paired donors, with incorporation or reduction of molecular oxygen; monooxygenase activity. The record is from RefSeq and is a predicted model, not a curated record. Lineage: Eukaryota; Metazoa; Chordata; Hyperoartia; Petromyzontiformes; Petromyzontidae.
AGUGGCGGGUUGUCAGUGGGAGUGAGUGCAGAGAGAGAGAGAGAGGCUUACUCGGACGGGACAGGCAGAGAGGAUGGAUGCUCUUUCCGCGCUCGUGCUGCUCGCCGCGGCGCUCUUCGCGCUCUGCGUGGCCGCGUCUCGCCCCGCGCAUCGCUUCCUCAGGCAGCUGCUUCACAUGAGCCGCAUCCCCGGGCCGAGCCCCACGUACCCGUUCUUCGGCAACGCGCUCAUGCUGAAGCGCGGCGGGAGAGAAUUCUUUCAGCAACUCAUUGAGAUGUUGCCCGAGUUCAGCAAGGAGCCGCUCGUGCGCUUGUGGUUGGGACCCGUCCCGGUGCUCCUUCUCUACCACCCGGACACCGUGGAGGUGAUCCUGAGCAGCUCAAAGCAGAUAGACAAAGCGUUCAUGUAUAAGUUCCUGCAUCCAUGGCUGGGAACUGGCCUUCUCACGAGCACGGGGGAGAAGUGGCGAUCGCGCAGGAAGAUGAUCACCCCCACGUUCCACUUCUCAAUCCUCGUGGACUUCCUGGAGGUGAUGAAUGAGCAGGCGGAGAUCCUGGUGCAGAAGCUGCAACUGCUCGCCGGCCCCGAGCCCUUCAACUGCUUCAACCCCAUCACCCUGUGUGCGCUGGACAUCAUCUGUGAGACGGCCAUGGGCAGGAAGGUAUACGCACAGAGCAACAGCGAGUCGCAGUACGUGCAGGCCGUGUACAAGUUGAGUGACUUCAUUCACAGGAGACAGAAAAUGCCCUGGUUCUGGUCGGAUUUUCUCUACUCGACCCUGGGGGAAGGAAAAGACCAUGACCGAUGUCUCAAGGUCCUCCACACGUUCACCGAGGAGGUGAUCAUAGAGCACUCUCAGAGCCAUAAGCAUGAGAGGGACACCGGGACCAAUGCCCAGCGGCGAAAGAGACUCGCCUUCCUGGACAUGCUGCUGGCCGCCAAGGACAGCGAGGACCGGCCCCUCUCCCACAGCGACAUCCGCGAGGAGGUGGACACCUUCAUGUUUGAGGGGCACGACACGACUGCAGCUGCUACGAACUGGGCACUCUACCUGAUCGGGUCACAUCCGCACGUGCAGAGGCAGCUUCACCGGGAGCUCGACCAAGUGUUCGGGCAGUCCAGUCGGCACAUGACCAUGGAGGAUCUGAAGAAGCUGCGCUAUCUGGAGUGCGUCAUCAAGGAGGCUCUGCGCAUCUUUCCUUCUGUUCCCAUGUUUGCGCGCACCCUGUCCCAAGACUGCACCAUCCGUGGCUUCACGAUCCCCAAGGGAGUAAAUGCAGUCAUCAUCACGUACAGCCUGCACCGAGAUCCGGACAGCUUCCCCGAGCCCGAGGAGUUCCGGCCUGAGCGCUUCCUUCCUGAAAACUCAGUGGGGCGCCACCCCUACGCCUAUGUCCCCUUCUCUGCUGGUCCGCGCAAUUGUAUUGGCCAGCGCUUCGCCCUAAUGGAGGAGAAGGUGCUGCUGUCGUCGGUGCUGCGUGCGUUCCGAGUUGAGGCCAUGGAGGAGCGAGAAAUGCUGCGCCCCGUGGGGGAACUCAUCCUGCGUCCAGAGAAUGGAAUCAAUGUGCGCCUGCAUCCGCGACUCUAGUACAGAUGUAGUGUCGCCUGUGCAUGCGGGUGGCAUGCGUCGCACACACACUCAAGUCGGAGACGAGGUAGUCAGAGGAGGCACCAUCCUCCCCUUUUAGUGUUGUUGUCGGGUUCACGCCACCACUCGGGCCCCCCCCCCCUUUCUCACACGACCACGCUGCCGUGCGACCCGUCCCAGACACAACCCUGUCCGCGUUGCACUGACGGCGUCGACCAGGGCAACCAACUACUGUCCGGCUGCGCAAUGAUAGGGCAAAGGCGGCAGCGACGAGGGCGGCGACGAUGACAGGGAUGACGAGACGAGUCCAAUCCCAGAACCGGUAACCCGGAGCUCUUGCUCUUCGCUGCUUUUAUUCCUCUCGGCAUGGCUUGGCUCCACCCUAGCCGCGCCUCCCUUCUCGAACCCUCCAGAUAGUUCCAGGAUCUUCCCCACGAGGUCUACCGUGACCCUUGCCCCAGUUCCUCCACCCUGCCGGCACACCCGAGUAUAUGCUCAGCGGCGUGUGCGCUAAGUGCCCAGUUGCAGCUGCUGUAUAACAGUCAGCACUAUGUCACUACACAGGCAUCACCUGAAUCCACAAGUCUAGCACAGGCAUCACCUGCAUCCACGAGUCAAAUACAGGCAUUGCUUGCGUCCACGAGUCCAGUUUAAGCAUCACCUACAUUCGCGAGUCCAAUACAGGCAAUCACCUGCAUUUGUGAGUCCAAUACAAGUGUAAUAAAAGACUCCGUCAGGCA